AUGGGCUCGCAACCUCAACAACGUCUUUACAUCCUCGAUACGGAUUUAUCGCACCCGUAUCGAGACACCCGGUCAGGACGAAUUGUAUCAUGUAACACGAACGGCAGCGACUUACAAACGGUAGUCGACAACAUGGAAACUCUUCCUGACGGAAUUGUUAUUGACCAUGGAAACGGCCACAUGUAUUGGACCAACAUGGGCACCAGCUUUAAAUCUAACAGUGGUUCUAUUGAGCGGGCAAACCUUGAUGGAUCUCGGCGGAUACAUAUCGUGCCCCCUGGAACAACAGGUGUUUUUACACCCAAGCAAAUUACCAUCGCGAAACAGACUCGCAAAUUGUAUUGGUGCGAUCGUGAGGGUAUGAAAGUCAUGCGCGCGAACUUGGACGGCUCCGAUAUCGAGAUUCUUGUCUCAACGGGCAGCACAGAUGAGGACCGCCUCGACCAGAGAAACUGGUGUGUGGGAAUUGCUGUGGACGAGAAGCGAGGCUUUUUCUAUUGGACUCAAAAAGGCCCAUCCAAGGGAAACCAGGGGCGCAUCUUUCGAGCCCCCGUACAACCGCGAGAGGUGAAGCAGAAGGAUAUCGAGGUGGUCUUUGACAAACUUCCAGAGCCAAUUGACCUUGAAUUCGACGAAGAAAGUGGAACACUCUACUGGACAGAUCGUGGUGACCCUCCAACCGGCAACUCUUUAAAUCGAGCAGCCGUAGCAGUAGGGGGACAGCCUCAGACUCUAGCGAUUAGAUUACAUGAGACCAUCGGGUUGGCUUUGGACAAGAAUUCGGAUAUGGUCUAUGUUACCGACUUGUCGGGUGGCAUUUACGCCAUUGACAUCAAGACUAGGAGGAAGACAGUCUUGUUUUCUGAGUUAGGUGAUACGACGGGGAUCGCAUUAGCAUGA
Messenger RNA from Colletotrichum truncatum, 900 nucleotides. Its product is annotated as low-density lipoprotein receptor YWTD. The record is from RefSeq and is a predicted model, not a curated record. Lineage: Eukaryota; Fungi; Ascomycota; Sordariomycetes; Glomerellales; Glomerellaceae.